CCCCCCAGUCCCCUCUCAUGAGAAUGAUUGAUUUCCCUCGAGCCUUUGCACCAUGGAAGUUUCUCACUCAGUCAUUCCCAAUCCCAGACAUGCUCUCGCUGUCACUGAGGCAAAUAUUGCGGCCCCUAUGCCUCCGGGCAUCAGGAUGUGCUUGGAUAGAGGGGAAGCUGGCGGUGGAGUUGCCCAGGCGAGGGCUCUCCAGCGGGGGACAGUGGACGGGACAGGACAGUCUGGCCCAGGAUGACCCAGAGAUGUGGAGCCUCCUAACCCAGGAGAAGGACCGGCAGUGUCGAGGCCUGGAGCUCAUUGCAUCAGAGAACUUCUGCAGCCGUGCUGCUCUGGAGGCCCAGGGAUCCUGUCUGAACAACAAGUAUUCAGAGGGCUAUCCUGGACAGAGGUACUACGGCGGGGCUGAGGUGGUGGACCAGAUAGAGCUGCUGUGCCAGCGCAGAGCCCUGGAGGCCUUCGGUCUGGACCCGGCCCAGUGGGGGGUCAACGUCCAGCCCUACUCCGGCUCGCCUGCUAACUUCGCGGCGUACACGGCGGUGCUGCAGCCGCACGACCGCAUCAUGGGCCUGGACCUGCCAGACGGAGGCCACCUCACCCAUGGCUACAUGACCGACACCAAGAGGAUCUCAGCCACCUCCAUCUACUUUGAGUCCAUGCCCUACAAGCUGAACCCAGAAACGGGGACGAUAGAUUACGACCAGCUGGAGAAGACAGCGCGUCUCUUCAGACCCAGGCUCAUCAUCGCCGGCACCAGUGCCUACGCACGGCUCAUUGACUACCCCCGCAUGAAGAAGCUCUGCGGGGAGCUGAACGCCUACCUCCUGGCUGACAUGGCUCACAUCAGCGGGCUGGUGGCGGCCGGGGCGGUGCCCUCCCCCUUCCAGCACGCCGACCUGGUCACCUCCACCACACACAAGUCCCUGCGUGGCUCCAGGGCAGGGCUGAUCUUCUACAGGAAGGGGGUGCGCUCCGUAGAUAAGAAAGGCCGGGAGGUGACCUAUGACCUGGAGAACAAGGUCAACUUCGCCGUCUUCCCGUCCCUACAAGGGGGUCCUCACAACCACGCUAUUGCCGGGGUUGCAGUCGCCCUGAGACAGGCGACCAGCCCCAUGUUCAAGGAGUACAUCGCCCAGGUGUUGCUGAACUCUAAAGCCAUGGCAGAUGCCCUGCUGAAACGAGGCUUCACCCUCGUCUCAGGGGGAACCGACAACCACCUGGUCCUGGUUGACCUUCGACCCCGGGGCAUGGACGGGGCCCGGGCCGAGAGGGUUCUGGAGCUGGCGUCCAUCACGGCCAACAAGAACACCUGCCCAGGGGACCGGAGCGCCCUGACGCCCGGCGGCCUGCGCCUAGGGACACCUGCGUUGACCUCAAGACAAUUUAAGGAGGCAGAUUUUGUGAAAGUUGUGGCGUUUAUGGACGAGGGAAUCCAAAUCGCUCUGGAUGUAAAGAAGAAGAGUGGCAACCUGGCCAGCUUCAAAGCCUUCUUGCUGGAGGACACUGAAACGGUCUCACGCAUUUCGGACCUCCGCCAGCGGGUGGAGACAUUCGCCAGGCCCUUCCCCAUGCCUGGCUUCACUGACCACUGAAGAAAGCAAGGCUGUGCUCCCAUGAUGCACCCAUGUUCCAGAUCGUCCUCUAGUAAAUCUACACGACGGCUACACAAUGAGCCAUCCCCCACUAUACAGUCAGAGCUUUUACAGACCAGUAUAGUUGUUAUCAAUUACAAAAAUAAUAAUUUGAACACGAAUAAACCAAAUUAUAAUAAUAAUUAUGAAUAAGCUUUAUUAAAAUAUCUUUGUUUAACUUGGACAAACUAGCAAGCCUUGUUUGCUGAAUUGCUAAUUUACCUCUUUGGUACAGAGGGUUUGUAGAAUGCAUCGUGGGAUUUUCUGUUGACGAUACUCUGCCAUAUUGAUAGGAUUCAAGAGAGUUGUAGCACUGUGAAAUCCUAAAUAAACGUAUCCGUACUGUAACCUA
Messenger RNA from Gadus morhua (Atlantic cod), 1989 nucleotides. Its product is annotated as serine hydroxymethyltransferase, mitochondrial. The record is from RefSeq and is a predicted model, not a curated record. Bases 18 to 1598 code for a protein of 526 amino acids. Gene Ontology annotation, molecular function: pyridoxal phosphate binding; glycine hydroxymethyltransferase activity. Gene Ontology annotation, biological process: tetrahydrofolate interconversion. Gene Ontology annotation, cellular component: cytoplasm; mitochondrion. NCBI's taxonomy places the organism in Eukaryota, Metazoa, Chordata, Actinopteri, Gadiformes, Gadidae. The transcript has 12 exons.